Molecule: messenger RNA, 2453 nt
Organism: Micropterus salmoides (largemouth bass)
Lineage: Eukaryota; Metazoa; Chordata; Actinopteri; Centrarchiformes; Centrarchidae
Gene: yif1b
Product: Yip1 interacting factor homolog B (S. cerevisiae)
Exons: 8
Coding region: 123-1049 (308 amino acids)
Biological process (GO): endoplasmic reticulum to Golgi vesicle-mediated transport
Cellular component (GO): endoplasmic reticulum membrane; COPII-coated ER to Golgi transport vesicle; Golgi membrane
Source: RefSeq, a predicted model, not a curated record
UACUUCCGUGUAAAUGUUAUGAACGACUCCAACUUCCCUGUGUAGCUUGCUAACUAGUAGCAACUGCAUCUUAGUACAGUUGAAACUGACGCCUACUAACUGUCUCCACCAAGGUAGCCCGAAUGGAUUAUACUGCAACUCAGAGUGGGUUCAGACAGCGUAAGUUACAGCCUAAUAUGCGCCUCAGAAAUAGCUCUGUGGAUGGUUCAGAAGGUAGCCAGCUGUUUGAGGAUAUGAGUGGAGCUGCGCCUGGAUCACAGACAGAGUACAGGAACCCGCAGGCCGGUCCUCAAGCAGCAGGAUUUCCCGGCCAGUCCAUCCUGUCAGACCCCAUGUCUAACCUAGCCAUGGCAUAUGGCAGCUCACUGGCGUCCCAGGGAAGGGAAAUGGUGGACAAGAAUCUGGACAGGUUCAUUCCAAUUUCUAAGCUGAAAUACUACUUUGCCGUGGAUACAGUGUACGUGGGGAAGAAGCUGGGCCUUCUGAUUUUCCCUUACAUGCACAAGAACUGGGAGGUGAACUACCAGCACGACACUCCUGUGGCUCCACGCUUUGAUGUGAACGCUCCCGAUCUCUACAUUCCUGCCAUGGGCUUCAUCACAUACGUCCUGGUGGCUGGACUGGCGCUCGGCACACAGAACAGGUUUUCUCCGGAGCUGCUGGGAGUUCAGGCCAGCUCAGCGUUGGUGUGGCUGAUCAUGGAAGUCCUGGCGGUCCUGCUGUCGCUCUACCUUGUGACCGUAAACACAGACCUCACAACCAUAGACCUGCUGGCCUUUUCUGGCUACAAAUACGUUGGGAUGAUCAUAGGGGUAGUAGCAGGCCUGUUGUUUGGGAGGCUAGCGUACUUUCUCUCUCUACUGUGGUGCUGUGUUGCCAUCUUUGUCUUUAUGAUCCGCACUCUGCGUCUGAAGCUGUUAUCUGAGGCAGCGGCGGAGGGGAGGCUGGUGAGAGGAGCCAGAAACCAGCUGAGGAUGUACCUCACCAUGUCUAUAGCAGCAGCACAGCCCAUCUUCAUGUACUGGCUCACCUACCAUCUCAUCAGAUAAAACCUGGAACGCACACUCAUUGCGUAGAAGACGAACCCCCCCACCCCCCCGUAAAAACACUCAAGAAAACAAACACACGCAUAUCACAGAAGCUGGACUUGGAUGAAACACACAACGGCCACAGCUGUCCGGAUAAUAUCCCACCACUUUCCAGACAUGAAGACAGAACUACACAUUCACAAGACUCAUGUAUGCAUGGGGCAAAUACAACAUACGCUACAAGACAGUAAAGAGACGAUGUGAGGCAUCACUGCCUUUUCUCUCACAGCACAGCCCCACGUCAUUAGUAUUGCCUUUAUUUGUCUUUUUUUAUGUUCUGUCUUCAAAGAUUUCUAGCGAGAGUAAGGUGGCUUUAAGUUGUUUUUCUACCGUGUAAUUAUUUGUUAAUUAUGCUUUUUAGGAAUAUUUAAGUAUGUUUGUGGAAGUAUUGCUUUUGUCUGAUAUCUCAUUAAGUGUUUUUUUUCUCAGCCAGCAGAAAGAAAGCACACAAACCGUCCAUUUAAUGAAAAGGAAAAACACUCAAAUUCAGGUAUAAAAGGUAUCAAGUGGCUCUGCUUCGAAGGUUGAGUAGGAUUACUUUUCCCCUGGUCCUAAUGUUUGUUUCAUGGCUGAGAAAAAUACCUGUUCUGUCAUCACUGGAUCUGGAAACAAGGGUUAUCUAACUGGUGUGUACGUGUGGGUUUAGUGCCACCCCCAUGUGAUCUGUUUAAAUCCUUUUGUAUGUGCUUUGAUACACGUAUGAGCUUUGCUGCCUGACAACUCUUGAAUAGAAACCGUGUAAGCCACGUUAAGGUGUAGACCUCACCAUGAAACGUCGAGUUGACUUUGAUAUCUGUUUUAAAACCGAGUAAAUUAUUUACUGCUUUUCAUAUUGAAAGUCAGAUGGAAUAAAGAAAGGAAAGAGGUGAGCUGGUCUGUUCUGUGUGUGUGUCCUUGAGAUACUUCAAAUAUUUUAAUGUCCGAAAUGCUUUCUAGUGCUUGUAAAUCAUCUAAUGUCCCUAUGAAACAAGCUGCUUCUUUUUAUGUAGCCGAUGCUAACUCAAACCAGGGUAUAAUUCACAUCCACUUGAAUUAAUUCAGGAAACAAAAUUCAGGGUAUUUGCAUUAUCCUCAGAUGAAACGUAUUAUUGAUGAAUGCUAAAAUGCUUAUCUUGUUUAACUUUAGGUGCCAAUAAGAACUUCCUAAGGUUUUGACAAAGUGCUCAUUUAAAUAAUAAUCCUGAAGUUGCAGCAUCUCAUUAUGAAUGAGCAGGCAAUUUAAACACACUUUUUUUGUUUUCAUGAUAAAUAAAUGGACCCCAGCCCUGAUGGUUGAAGUAGGCUGAAAGCAAAGAACAGAUCAAAUCAAGCCAUUGAAAUGAUGUGAUGACAUGAAAAAUAAAGCUUGACUGAUGGAGCUGCUGA